AAGACUUCCUGGUUGGCUCCUCUACGUAUUUGUCCUGCCCGCGGAGCUCCCUGGACUGACAAAGAGGGAAAACGGCAACGUAGUUUUUUGGAGCGACUUAUUUCGAGCCUGUCCCAGCUUUUAACUUCCACUCGUACGAAAAGAAAGGGCGAAUCUCGUCGAAACCGAGGCGUUGCAACGGCUUAAAUGAUCUGAUCCGGUCAAACGUGAAUCGUGAGUAGCCGUGGAAGGGGUGUGAGAGCCGCCUUGCUCUGGAGGAGCCGCUUAUUUGUUACGGAUACGGAUUUAUAUGUUUGUACCAAGCCUUAAUAACCACGUGAAGAUUUCGCCCACUAACUUCCCGUCGACAAGCCAGUGCAGGGCGAGCAUGUGGUGGUCGGCGGUGAGAACGUUGUAGGAUGAAAAGCCCAGCCCACCGCACCAGGGACAUAGAGCGGCAAGCUGGCUACCUGAAGCCUGAGCAUUGUGCCCCUCCCCCGCCCCGCAUGGGCUCCGACACCAUGUGGUUCAUCCGCGAUGGCUGUGGCAUCGUGUGCGGCAUCAUCACCUGGAUCCUGGUCUUCUACGCUGAGUUCGUGGUGGUAUUCGUCAUGCUGCUGCCUUCUAAGAACGUGGCCUACAGUGUUAUCAACGGGGCGCUGUUCAAUAGCCUUGCCUUCCUCGCCCUCGCCUCUCAUGCCAGGGCCAUGUGCACAGACCCGGGAGCCGUGCCUAAAGGGAAUGCAACUAAAGAGUUCAUCGAGAGCCUGCAGCUCAAGCCAGGUCAGGUUGUCUACAAAUGUCCAAAGUGCUGCAGCAUCAAGCCUGACAGAGCCCACCACUGCAGUGUUUGUAAACGCUGCAUCAAGAAGAUGGAUCACCACUGCCCCUGGGUCAACAACUGUGUUGGAGAGAACAACCAGAAAUACUUUGUGCUCUUCACAAUGUACAUUGCACUCAUAUCCUUCCAUGCUCUCCUCAUGGUGGCCUUCCAUUUUGUGUACUGCUUUGAGGAAGACUGGUCGAAGUGCAGUAACUUCUCUCCUCCAGCGACAGUCAUCCUCCUCAUCCUCCUGUGCUUUGAAGGGCUGCUCUUCCUGAUCUUCACAUCUGUCAUGUUUGGGACUCAGGUCCAUUCCAUCUGCACAGAUGAGACAGGUAUCGAACAGCUGAAGAAGGAGGAGAGAAGAUGGGCCAAAAAGUCAAAAUGGAUGAACAUGAAGGUGGUGUUUGGGCAUCCUUUCUCUAUAGCUUGGCUGAGCCCCUUUGCCACACCUGACCAUGGAAAGGCAGACAUAUACCAGUACAUUGUCUGAAAAUCAAAAAACUUAAGCUGAGUCUGUUGGCCGACCUGCUGCUUUGGACGCAGACUGAUGAUGCGUACACAGGAUCAAUGGUUCCUGUAACCACAAGGCAGGAUUUCAUUGAACGUAAACCCCCCCUAAACCACUUCUACCUACUUUUUACUCAUUCAUGGAUUAUUUUUAAAUUGCGGGAGUUUUCUGUUGAGAGAUUUUGCUGUGUAAAAUUAUGCUUUUUUUUCCCAAUGUUACUUGCAUUUUGUUUAGUUUGUUUCUAUCUUGGUGCUGACUGGUGUUUGUUUCUAUCUUGGUGCUGACUGAUGUUAGUAAAGUAGACUGGUUUUACAUCUGCAAAAUAUUAAAACUAAAGCGACAUUUCAAAUUCAUCGAUGGAUGUCGUUGACAUGAAGCACUUAAUGAUGAUUGGUGAAACGAGACGAGAUGUUAUACUUCCUUUCUCAGACAGAGGAGAGUUAAUUUUAGCUUGAAAAACUAAACAAUGUGAAACCUGGAAGGAGUCCAGGUGAUGAGAUGAUGGCGUCCCUGGUCUUUGUCCCCCUACAAACAUUGCUGUGGUCCUGUCAAAUUUUUUUUCAUCUGCUGUAUUUGUGUUUUUGGGAUGGUCUCAUGCAGAACGCUGCAGACGACUUGCCUUAGUACAGUGCAUUUUUUGACAGUGGCGGCGGCUUUUCUGUAAAUUGAAAAUAUCUGUUGUUCUGCCUUAAUGUGACAGCCUUUGCAAGAAGCUUAGUCUGUCAGACUGAGGUUAAAUACUAUUUGAAAUGCUUUUGAUCAUAUCUUUUCAUCUAUCUAGGAGCCCAGUGGGUUGGAAUGUGUCAUAAAUCAAAGGAGCAUGGUUGAAAAACCAUUUGUUAAAGCCUCCCUGUGAACAACAAGCUUGGCUGACUUUAUCAGAAGGUUCCUUUAUCAUGAACCUUGCACAACGGGCACUCCAAGCAAGAUGGAACAAACGCUACACAUAACGUGUAAAUGGUAUUUAACCCUGGUUUGAUGUAAGUUUCUCUGACGGGGCCUCUAGUCGGGUCUCUCGCUGGGGCUGGUUUCGCUGUAAAGGUCAACACUGUAGGACACGGAGAAAAGAAUAACCUCACUGUUGGACAGGGUGGAAAGUCAAAUAACCGCAUGAGUCAAGGUACCUGAACAGUUCUUUCAGUCUAAUAGAACAGCAAGGUUGGAAAUAACAUCUUUCUUGAUACCAACUAAAUGCUGGUCAAUUUUACUUGUAUUUGGUGAAUUUGUUUAUUCUGCUACUUUGUUAUCUUGGCAGAAAAAUGCCCCGUCAAUGACAUCCUCAAUGACAUCGGGCGGCACGGUGGUGCAGUGGUUAGCACUGUCACCUCACAGCAAGAAGGUCCUGGGUUCGAACCCUGGGAUUGUCCAACCUUGGGGGUCAUCCCAGGUCAUCCUCUGUGUGGAGUUUGCAUGUUCUCCCCGUGUCUACGGUGGGUUUUCUCCGGGGGCUCCGGUUUCCCCCACCAUCAAAAAAGACAUGCAUGUUAGGGUUUGUACUCCUGUCUGUGCCCUUGACCAAUGCAAUGGAAGGACAGGCUGGAGUUGGUCCCCAGGUGCUGCACGGUGGCUGCCCACUGCUCCUAGCUACACAGCUAGGAUGAUUUAAAUGCAGAACAUAAUUUCCCCACGGGGAUCAAUAAAGUAUGUCAAAGUCAAAAAACAAAAUCCUAAGAAGCUGGGUAGUAAAAUAGUCAAGUCAGUUUUAUUUGUAUAGCCCAGUAUCACAAAUUUGCCUCAAUGGACUUUACAGCAACACACCAUCCUGCCCUGAAAUUGGCUUUCGAAUUUUGCAAUUCCCCAACUUUGGCUGGUGGAGGAGCAUGCUAGUCUCCUGUUGUAAUCGCAGGUGUGCUUAAUGGCUGCAUGUAAGACGGUGGCCAUGAAACCAGCGGAUCUCUGCAUGGUAGUCAUUCCCAUUACAGUCCACCAGCCCAUGAGGAAAGUUUAGGAAAUAAAAGGACACAGAUUGCUUCCUGAAUGCACUGGCCCAAAGUGUCAUUUUCCCAGACUUGGAGGAUUGCCCAUGGGUAAUGCAAUUAGCCAGAUUGUGGUUAUGUGUCUGAUGCAGGAGAAGUCUUAUGGGACCGAAACACUGAUCAUAUUCAGGCCAGUGCAUUUGAAGCCUGCAGGACUUAGUAAGGUGUGUUGGUUCUGAUCACCAGGGCAAGGAUAAGCCAGCGAGAGGGGAAAACACAGGAAAAGCCGAUGUGCAGAGAUUUUUACUUUGGAUGAUGAGUCAAUUGGCAUGGUUGGUGAAAAGGGCAAAUUACAUUUUCAGUCAUAUAGAAAAUGCCUCUGCCCAAAUAAAUUAAUGUGUAAGCCUUAUUGGAGAAAACACAGUUUUGAAGAUUGAUGAAGGUCUGUAACGUAUGCUUUGCUGAGGUUUCUGGUUAAUGGAAGGAAGAAUCUAUGGACUCGGUCACCCUUUUACAUGCUUAGACUGGUAAAUAAGAAGCGUAUUAUUUGAAAUCAGUUCUGGGGAAACUCUGGCCUUUUACAAUCACCCAUGUUUUUAAUACAGGAGAGAAACAGACCGUGAAUCCAAAUAGCAAUGGUUGCCAUUAAAUGUACACAUCAGCUUAUAUUUUUGUUUCUUCUCAUGACUUGCUUAUUCAGCCGCAUGUGGUCAGGUAUGAACGUCAGCAUGCUUGAGCCACACACAAUGUUGAUUUCAUUGUGGUCUAUAUGAUUUUAUGAAUUAUUAUAUCUGUUCAAAGGGGAAUGAAAUAAAAUUGUAUGAUUGUUAUGCUGCCUUG
Molecule: messenger RNA, 4069 nt
Organism: Lampris incognitus (smalleye Pacific opah)
Lineage: Eukaryota; Metazoa; Chordata; Actinopteri; Lampriformes; Lampridae
Gene: zdhhc3b
Product: zinc finger DHHC-type palmitoyltransferase 3b
Exons: 7
Coding region: 399-1295 (298 amino acids)
Biological process (GO): peptidyl-L-cysteine S-palmitoylation; protein targeting to membrane
Cellular component (GO): endoplasmic reticulum; Golgi apparatus
Molecular function (GO): protein-cysteine S-palmitoyltransferase activity
Source: RefSeq, a predicted model, not a curated record